CCCUCCAACCGCAUGUUCCCCUCCAAACCCACCCAACCCUCACUCCUCAACAGAAUAUCACUUCAACACCCAUACACACCCUUUACAACCACCAAAACAACCUUCAAAAUGCCUCUCGUCGUCCCUGGAAUCACUUCGGAAGGUGGCGGCGACAAGACCCAGGAAUGGAGCAACAAGUUGGUUGGCAAGAAACUUGGAGAUGUUUCUGAUGCUGUCGUAUGCACUCUUUAUAUUCUUAAGGGGUUUGAGUAGAUACUGAUCUUAUUGUAGACGUUUGCUAAAGCGGAUCUUCCAAAGGAGACUCGUGUUAUUACCAAGAAUACUAUGGUUACUAAGGAUUUUCGACCGGAUAGGUAUGCACAUCCCCAAUCCACAAGUUCUGUUGAAGAUAGAGGGGUGGUGCUGAUUUGGAUAGACUUAAUGUCCAUGUGAAUGAUGAUGGGACGGUUUCGCAUGUUAAUCAUCAGUAGAGUGGUUAUGGGAUAGGUGGAUGGAUGGGGAGUCGGAUUGUGAUUCUUACCUAUUACCUACGAUCACGUUUGCUUGGCUGUGUGA
Molecule: messenger RNA, 555 nt
Organism: Hymenoscyphus albidus
Lineage: Eukaryota; Fungi; Ascomycota; Leotiomycetes; Helotiales; Helotiaceae
Source: the annotation of a GenBank genome assembly